AUGCUUCUCCAGACUACAAUUCCAGUGCCGUGGGCGCUCGAUUCUCAAGCUGGGCAUUUCCCGGUUUGCUCGCCGUUACUAAGGGAAUCCUGCUCGCAACGGCGUCCUCAGCCGACGACUUCAUUUUCGGCCAACCGCAAGGCUCUAGUGAGACCCCGGGAGGCCAACAUCCGCUCCCAUCCCCGAGAGGGGAUUGGGCGACGUUGCGUGACACCCAGGCAGACGUGCCCUCAACCGGAUGGCUUCGGGCGCAACUUGCGUUCAAAAACUCGAUGGUUCACGGGAUUCUGCAAUUCACACCAAGUAUCGCAUUUCGCUACGUUCUUCAUCGAUGCGAGAGCCGAGAUAUCCGUUGCCGAGAGUCGUUAUAAUAAUUAG
Linum tenue is the source of this 378-nucleotide messenger RNA. The record is from the annotation of a GenBank genome assembly. Lineage: Eukaryota; Viridiplantae; Streptophyta; Magnoliopsida; Malpighiales; Linaceae.